Messenger RNA from Thunnus maccoyii (southern bluefin tuna), 3640 nucleotides. It is a transcript of the gene ube2j1, whose product is annotated as ubiquitin-conjugating enzyme E2, J1. The transcript is spliced from 8 exons. The coding region runs from base 351 to 1331 and encodes 326 amino acids. Lineage: Eukaryota; Metazoa; Chordata; Actinopteri; Scombriformes; Scombridae. The record is from RefSeq and is a predicted model, not a curated record.
AACCAGCCAGUCAGCAGUCAGUCAAUCACUUCCUGUUUACGUUUCCACAAACGACGUCACGCGGACAUCUAGCGUCUAACAAACAGUUUGAAAACCGAAACAGUAGAUAACUUGAGAAACAGGCCAUAAAUAGUUUCAUCUCCAUCUGAGCUUCUUUCCGGAGCACCGGGGAGAGUGGACGACUCACGGUUUCAGCUGUCCUGCUCAUAUUUGAGGAACGAACCAAGCUAGCCGGGUUGCUGAGUUAAGCUAACGUUAAAUUGGUAGCCGGGAGCUAAAUUAGCUAGCGAGUUAGCAACAGAAACUCAAUAGCACUUCAUCAUUAAACAGAGUGCUCGACGUCUCUAGAUAUGGAGAAUAAAUAUAACCUCAAGAGUCCAGCGGUAAAGAGGCUGAUGAAGGAGGCUGCUGAACUGAGGGAUCCCACAGAGCACUACCAUGCCCAGCCACUGGAAGAUAACCUCUUUGAAUGGCACUUCUCCGUACGCGGGCCCCCAGAUUCAGAUUUCGACGGUGGGGUUUACCACGGCAGGAUCGUGCUUCCCCCAGAGUACCCCAUGAAGCCCCCCAGCAUCAUCCUCCUCACACCGAAUGGAAGAUUUGAAGUUGGGAAGAAGAUUUGUCUAAGCAUCUCUGGCCACCAUCCAGAGACUUGGCAGCCCUCGUGGAGCAUACGAACCGCCCUAAUAGCUAUAAUCGGAUUCAUGCCAACAAAAGGAGAGGGAGCAAUAGGAUCUCUUGAUUAUACCCCAGAGGAGAGGAGGGCCCUUGCCAAAAAGUCCCAAGACUUCUGUUGUGAGGCAUGCGGCUGCUCCAUGCGCUCAGCCCUCCUGGCUCUCACCCCCAACAGCAACCCUAGCCCCGAGGACCACAAGGCAAAAGAACUGGCCCAGCAAAUCAACUUCAAGGCAGAGUCCAGUAUAUCCAGACAGCCAAGUGAGAGCGGAGGUGCAGAAAGCGAGCCCUCCACACUCACCCAGGGAGACUCCUCCACAUCUGCAGGACAGGAAGCUGCUGACGGGCCCCAAGCUGAACUGGCAGAGGCUCCGGCUCCCAGUGAAGAGGAACCCCAGCCCCCUGCGGCCCCCGGCGUCGGUCGUCCUCUCAGCCCCCGCCAGCGUCGUGCCCAGCAGCACAGCCAGCAGGGCCAGAGAGGAGAGGGCAGAGAAGCAGCCAGCAGGCUGGCCUUCAUCGCAGCACCUCACCAGCCUCAGGAUGACAGCCACGCAGGCUCAGCUGUGCUCAUCGUGGUGCUCACUCUGGCCCUGGCUGCGCUCAUCUUCCGCAGGAUCUACCUGGCCAACGAGUACAAGUUCGACUACGAGCUGUGACCGCGCCGGGCUGCCCCUCCUUCUCGGCACAGAGUCAGCACCUCCUCCUAUACCACCCCGACAGAACUAUGACCAGCUGCAGUGGAGCCAGAGCCGAGGCGGUCGCUGACACUGACAUUCUGCCCUCUCUGCUCAUUAGCACAGGGUUCAGUCUCCACUGAGGGGAAACUCUUGUUCCUGCAGAGGAGGCGCUCCACUCACCACAACACCUCCAGGGUGUCUUUUAAUCAAUGUGAAUUUUACUCUCCAGUCUCAUGCAUUUUUAAGAACGGGAAGCUUUGUUGUGUUUGUGAUCGGUUCACACACACACACACACACACACACACACACACACACACACACACACACACACACACACACACACACGUCCCCUUUCAUGUAAUUGUUGUCUAUCCUAGGGCUGCCACUUGUUCCCAUUAUUUAAUUAAAACUAUAAUAUAAUAUGUCAACAACAUGGAAUUAUUUGGGGAUUUUUGUCUCAAAGUAAUUAUUUGAUCAUGGAAUCAUCUGCACACAGUGUAUAUGCAGAGACUUCUUCUUCAUGUGCUUUAACUUCCUGAUAGGUCACUUCAGACACAACACAGGGCUCUGUUUUAAAGGCACCAGUGCAACGACCAGUGCAAAGUGUGCAAAGUGAGGGAUUAGAGUCUUAGCGUCUCUAAGCGUUCAUGUAUGUGCAGCAGUGCAAAGUGCUAAAGGACUGGGUGAAGUGGAAUAUAGAUGGGAGGGUGUGGUGAUUAAUAAAUACACUCUCAACCAUCGCUGACAACUUAACCAAUCACAGAGAAGCAUGACAACAGCUCAACAAAUGGAGUGACGUCUUGAUGUGAACAGCAAUGCUGUGGCUUUGUAACGGUUAAUGAAUACAAUGACAAUAGUUUGUUGAAGCUGUUUAUGUGAUUGCAUCAAUCCAGCGUUCUUUCAGUCAUAAUUUGAUGUUGUGACUGGUCACAGUAGCGUUUGCAGCGUAAUGCACUUCAAGAAUAAAACAGCACUUUGCUAAAAACGGUGGAAAGGAGCCAGUGAUGCAGAGGAAUAAUGAGGGCCGGUAAUCAACCAGUCUGAUGUGUGUAGAAGUGCGUGUGGUUGUUUUGUAGCAGCCUGGUGUCGUUCCACUGUGAUUUAAUCAAAGUAAACAGAGUGGAAGCCUGUGUGUAAUGGCACGGUGCUCUGGCAGAGGCUGUAGAUUAGAAUGAACUGAAGGAGGAGUUUUCAUACCAUGUUAUGCAGCUGUGGACAAUACAUACUGUAAGAAACAUCCAUCUUUCAUGCUGAUUUAGACACAUCUACUUGUUGGAGAUUGUUUUAAGACCCCUCCAGACAUUUUUUAAGACAUAUAAAAUAUAAUCUACUCUGCUUUGAAAUAAGAAUAUGUGACAAACAAAAGAUAAAAAUCCUCAAACUAACAUCCCCUCCUUCUCAAUCAUUAAAAAUCCAGAAUCUUUGAAUAUGCAAAUAUUGUUCAGUUCAAAAUGUUAACUGAGACAAAGAUGUCUCCUACUUCACUGUCAAGUUCAUUCACAGUGUUUGUGCACUGGAGGCUGCAAGUUUCCACAUCACACUUGUGUAGGUUGCAUACUGGACCGUGAUUGGCUCUGAAGUUGUGAUGUCACAAAAUCUUGCUGGUGUGUCCAGGUGUUAAACUGAGAUUGAAGGUGAGCUCAGAGAAACUUUCCUCCUUCAGCAGAUGAAUGAAAACAAAUUCUGCACUGUUCUGAACUGUUGCACAGUAUUCAGUAUUUAGUUUGCUUUUUUGUUGACAGAAUCUCCACUUUGGCAACGGAGUGACUUUGCUCCAGAAGCAGACCUGGAGUCAAUGCCACCAGCUCACUCUUAGCCUUGUGAUAACAGAAGUACUGAUUAAUGCAUCAACACAUUAAAACUUGUUUCACCACAUAAACUAGUUCUUAUGUAGAGAUUUACUGCAGAUUUACAACCACUAACAGCCAGGUGUUACUGUUUUGUAGGUGACUCAACCAACUGACAACAACUAGCUCACUGAUAUCUGACCUGCUGACAGUGAAGGUUGUUAGAGGUCAAAUGAAAUGUGCUCGUCAUAUCUGAUGUGACACUUCAUUGAACUGCUGUUUAAUCAUUUUAAUCACAUUUUACAAAAUAACAAUAAUACAACUCAAAUUGGGAGACAUAAAUAACGUUUUUAAGACUAAAUGUUUAAAUAAGGUUGCUUAAGUGUUGUAAUUGAAUAUUUCCUUCUCACUAUAAACUAGCAACAUGAAUGCUACCAGUGAUAAAACACAUAUGUUUUCCAUGUAUGUAGACUGUAUAAAUAAAACAAGGUUAUACCUACA